AUUCAGGACCCUGAACUAGAGCGCAGACGGGGAACCAGAGCGCCAAGGCCAGACGGCCCCUCUCCGGGCCUCACUCUCCGAGCUAGGCCAGGUUGGGCGGGGCUUUGGCCAGGUGCGCGGCGGCGCUUCGCGGAGUCAGGAAGUGUGUCCUCAGCGGCGACCCGUGCGGCGCUCCCGCGAGACGCUUACCUGCGCCCCAGGUGCCUGGCUGCAGCAAGCCAUGCUCUGAGCCAUGCCCAGGCCGGGACAGCCCCGCCCAUCAUCUGGGCCUCCACGCUUGGGGCCCUGGGAGAGGCCAACAGAGUUAUGCCUGGAAACGAAUGAUGAGCGCUCCCAGCCCCCACCAGGCCGUCGCACGCGGAGGCCAGACCCUAAGGACCCUGGCCACCACGGGCCGGAGAGUAUCACCUUCAUUUCAGGCUCUGCGGAACCACCCAACGAGCCCCCAACCUGCUGCCUCCUCUGGCGGCCCUGGGGUUGGGACUGGUGUAGGGCUGCCUUCUGCUUCCGCCGCUGCAGGGAUUGCGUGCAGCGCUGUGGGGCUUGUGUGCGGGGCUGCAGCCCCUGUUUAUCUGCUGGAGACCCCAUUGAAGGAUCUGCCGAAGCCGCCUGGGCCAAGGAACACAAUGGUGUGCCCCCCAGCCCGGACCGUGCACCCCCCAGCCGCCGGGAUGGACAGAGGCUCAAGACCAGCAUGGGCAGCAGCUUCAGCUACCCUGAUGUUAAGCUCAAGGGCAUCCCUGUCUACCCCUACCGCCAUGCCACCUCCCCAGUCCCUGACGUGGACUCCUGCUGCAAGGAGCCCCUGGCGGAGCCUCCUCCCAUGCGGCACAGCUUGCCUAGUACCUUCACCAGCAGCCCCCGUGGCUCGGAGGAGUAUUACUCCUUCCAUGAAUCGGACCUGGACCUGCCCGAGAUGGGCAGUGGCUCCAUGUCGAGCCGGGAGAUCGACGUGCUCAUUUUCAAGAAGCUGACAGAGCUGUUCAGUGUACACCAGAUUGAUGAGCUGGCCAAGUGCACAUCGGACACCGUGUUCCUGGAGAAGACCAGCAAGAUCUCAGACCUGAUCAGCAGCAUCACGCAAGACUACCACCUGGAUGAGCAAGACGCCGAGGGCCGCCUGGUGCGAGGCAUCAUCCGCAUCAGUACCCGCAAAAGCCGCUCCCGCCCACAGACCUCCGAGGGGCGCUCAGCCCGCUCUCCUGCCCCUGCUGCUGCCCCCGACAGUGGCCAUGAGACCAUGGUGGGCUCUGGCCUCAGCCAGGACGAAUUGACAGUGCAGAUCUCCCAGGAGACGACCGCAGAUGCCAUUGCCAGGAAGCUGAGGCCAUAUGGAGCCCCAGGGUACCCAGCCAGCCAAGACUCAUUCCAGGGCACGGACACGGACUCUUCGGGGGCGCCCCUGCUACAGGUGUACUGCUAACCCACUGGCCCAGCAGUCACAGCCUCUCUUGGAAGAAGCAUGGCCAGCGGGGGAAGGAAGCAGGACCUGUGUGGAGGCCAGACUGAGCCCAGGCAGUGAGCUCUCUGGCUUCUGCUCUUGUUGAAUUACCUUAGCCCACAUACAUUUCACAGGGCGUGGUGUCCACACCCUUUGCUCUCCAGCAGGACUGACUGCUGACUGGGCCUGCUUCUUCCUGUGGCCUGAAAGCAAAGCCUUGGGAAGCUUCCCAGUUCCAUUCCCAGGAUACCCUAAGCAAUUAUGGGAACUAAGUAGGGUGGGUUGGGGACAUCAUGGCCUCUGCGAUUGUGGGCAGUGCCCACUUGCUAUACUGAUAAGCAGUUCAUAUUGGGUCUUGGCUAUUCUAUUAACAUGACUCUAGUUGCAAGUACAUACACCUGCCUGGUCAUCAGAGUUACAUAGUCCACCCUGUGUCCGCUGCUGAUUGCCACUUUGCAUAAGACAUAGGCAUCCAAUCUGGUCCAGCAUUGUGAAAUACAAGAGUGAGGUAGAAGCAAAGAGACUAGCUUCAGAAAAGAACCAUGUACAGGGCCUGGACUGCCCUGUUCCCCCCGCACACACAGUUUCUAGCUACCCUCAGUUAUCACCGGCAGCACCCUCGUACCUCUCGUGCUAACACAGCACCCACCGCAUCCCACUCUUGCUGGCAACUAGACAGAGCCCGGUGUUUAAGAUGUCUGUGCAGCUGGCAACUGGCACCAGACCUAGGAGCUGGGCUCCUGAAGCAGAGGCAGGCUCCCCUGGUUCAGGCACCAGGGCUAGCUUGGUCCAGAGCCCUUAGCUCUUCGUUACAGGGGCUGGGUCUGUACAGAGCUACAGUCACAGCUACAAGUCCACAGCCCACUAGUAAGUCUCAAGUCCGCCUGGGCAGCUCUUCAACCCAGUACCACAAAGACCCACCUUAAAAUUUCAGCUAGCCAGGUAGUGGUAGCACAUGCCUUUAAUCUGAGCACUUAGGAGGCAGAGGCAAGAGGAUUUCUGAGUUCAAGGCCAGCCUGGUCUACAGAGUCUACAGGACAGUCAAGGCUACACAGAGAAACCCUGUCUCG
Messenger RNA from Apodemus sylvaticus (European woodmouse), 2511 nucleotides. RefSeq names its product keratinocyte differentiation factor 1 (gene Kdf1). The record is from RefSeq and is a predicted model, not a curated record. Gene Ontology annotation, cellular component: cell junction. The transcript has 4 exons. NCBI's taxonomy places the organism in Eukaryota, Metazoa, Chordata, Mammalia, Rodentia, Muridae. Gene Ontology annotation, biological process: regulation of epidermal cell division; keratinocyte development. Bases 233 to 1423 code for a protein of 396 amino acids.